AUGGCACCAUUUCAGCAACGCGGAGGUGGUAGUAACAGCAGCACUUUGGCGCAUCAUGGUGAUAUGCUGAGCUUUCCUUCCAGGUGGUUACCGCACGACAUUUGUCAGUCUCUGAAUUCAGUCUUUGCUCCGUACAGAAACAGAACCCUGUCUCUGUCAUCUACCUCUACUGUUCCUUCUUCUCCCGCUUCUGCUUACGAUUUUGGCAACGCUGCAAACUCAAGAAAUCACUUGCCAUCAAGUUCGAUCGGUCCUUCUUCUCACGCCUCUGCUUACGAUUUUGAGACGUCCAGUGGUAACGCUGCGAACUCGAGUGGUACAUCCUCUAUUGGUCCUUCUUCUUACGUUAACGGCUCAAACUCGAGGUUGGGGUAUGGAGAUUACUUGCCACCAGUUCACCUCCAGGGUACAAGCCCAUCUGUGUGGCGUGCGCAAGGAGAAGAUAGUUACAGAUCCAUCCCGCCUCGUGGUCAACAGGAACGGGAGGCUUACUUUGAAAGAAUCAGAACUGACUUAGCAUCAUCAUCUCUGGACCAAACCCAACAACGGCCGAAAGACGAGUAGUAACUUGUACAAAAUCAACCAACUCAGAACUGAUGACUUUCUUUCUUGGGUUUUAGCUUCGUUGUAGGGCUUUUAGCCUUAGAAA
Molecule: messenger RNA, 649 nt
Organism: Raphanus sativus (radish)
Lineage: Eukaryota; Viridiplantae; Streptophyta; Magnoliopsida; Brassicales; Brassicaceae
Exons: 2
Coding region: 1-564 (187 amino acids)
Source: RefSeq, a predicted model, not a curated record